Messenger RNA from Ipomoea nil (Japanese morning glory), 1219 nucleotides. RefSeq lists its product as uncharacterized. NCBI's taxonomy places the organism in Eukaryota, Viridiplantae, Streptophyta, Magnoliopsida, Solanales, Convolvulaceae. The transcript has 3 exons. The record is from RefSeq and is a predicted model, not a curated record. Bases 252 to 959 code for a protein of 235 amino acids.
UCUCCCUCAACCAACUUCUGGAGAGUUCGGGAGAGAGAAAAACGCUUUCUACUUUUACUAGGAAAUUUCCCCUCCUAUAUUAUAUACUGCAUACUAUCCAUUCCCACUCAAUUUCAGGAAAGAGAAUUUCCUGUUUCUGUUGUUGUUAGGGUUUUGCAGAAGAAAUUUCUCUUCGAUUCGACCAUUAUUAGGGUUUUGAAGAAGGAAUUGCUUUCGUUUUAGCUUGCUCCUAGUGUAAGAAGGAGGAGAAGAUGAAGAUGGAUGGAUAUUAUCCUUUGAAGAUGAAGAGGAAGGAUCUCGAGCAAGUCUCCGAUGAAUUCUCCGAUUUUUCCCUCUCUGCUCCCGCCAGAAAAAUUCGCCGUCUGGAUGCUGAGUUGCCGCCCAUAUUGGAAGAGAUUGAGGAUGACCGUGAUAUUCCGGUAGCAUUUGAGCCAUCGCCGAGUGGACAGAGCUUCGGAGGCUAUGGAAGGAGGGGUGUAGUGAUUGAGGAAUUGCCGGAUGUGCCUGAUAACAAGGAGACUGCCAUUGUGCUUUUCAAGCCCAUGGAUACACCUUUCGUUCUCUCCCCCCAGAAUUUCUCCGUUAAGAUCGAUCCUCAGUUCAUUUCUGAGUUGAAAAAUCAAGUCCCAUGGCGAAGCCAAUCCAAUCCACUAGGGCAAGAUGAAGAUGGAACAAAAGAAAUGGGCAACACCUCUGCUGCAAGAAACCAGUGCCUUGCAGUUGUUCCCUGGGUGCCAUCUCAGUUCCCCACAUCCCAAACCGACAUUACAGACAUGAUGGAUGCUGAAGAAUUGGAGGAAGCAACAAUGGAGGUUGAAGACAAUGGCAUUGCAGCUGCAGAUGAUCAAAGGAUCAUGGAUAUGGGUGGAAAUGAGGGGCUGCAGCAGUGGCAACAACAGCAUUGCAUGGUCCCUCAGCCUCCCCAGAACGUAUCUACUCCCAUAACCUGGUACCGAUAAUAGUAAGUAUAUAAACAUGUUGUGGUGAUGGGGUGUGUUGCAAGUAUGAGAGGAAGUAGUGGUCUGCCUUAGUCACCAGAUGGUGAAGUAUUUGAUCUCUGUGUAUUGUACAAAUGUACAAUGUCAAGGCGUUUGGCUGUUUAGCACAUAUGAUUCUCUCUUCCUCCGCCAUUUUGUAGAUAAAUAUACAUUCCCUGAAUGGUAAUGGACUAAUGGGUCAAGUUGAUUAAAACUUGAUUCCUCAAAAUAUUAUUAUUGUC